UUGAUUUAAUUCACGCGCAAGAUGACGGGCUGCGAGGCCUUGCACGCGCAGCUGACGUCCGUCAUGGAGGCGCUGACCAGAGCCGCCGUGGCGGAGAUCUGCGAGCUGGUGGCCGGCAGCUGCGCCGUGCUGCGGCUGGAGGUCGGCCGCAGCCACCGGGAGAACCAGGCGCUGCGCCGGCAGCUGCAGCUGAUGGAGACCGUGGUGGCCCGGGCGGCGGCGGGGCUGCAGGCGGCCCCCGCGGGCGGCUUCGUGCAUCUCACUCCCGACGCCACGCAGCUGAGAGGACAUCCCAAGAGAAGAGGCCCAGAGCGGACCCCCCACACCCAAGAGGAUUCUCCUGUAGCAGCUGCAGAGGAGCCCAAGGACCAGGAUGUAGUUUUAAUCAAGGAGGAGAUGACGAAAGAGGAAGAGGAGGAGGAAGAGGAGCUGCUGCUCAACGAGGACGGAACGGAGAUGCAGCUGUCCGAUACAGACGACGGGGAAGAAGGACCCUCUGGGAUGAUGGUCCACUCCGCGGCGGCCGCCAUGAGGCUGUGGGACCAGAACAGCGACGGUCCAUCGGAGCAUCGGGGGUCCCUCGGCGCUCCGGGGUCUCCGGGCCCCGGCGGCGGCACCGGCGAGAGCCGCUCUUCGGACGUGGCGUUUGACUCUGAGUCGAUCGGCGGGCAGAGGCCCUUCCUGUUUGGGCCCCGGGGAAGCCCCGCCUCGCCGCCGGGGCCCUCGGACCUGAAGACCCCGAUCGGCUCCCUCCCCUACGACGCGGACCUGGAUCUGUGCUCCUCGUGGACCGAUCGAGGCCCGCCGGGCCGGGCGCCGGACCCGAGCGCCGCCGGCUUCCCCGGAUUCCCGCCGGACCCGCCGAUCCGGUUCUGCGAGGACGGCAGGCGCUUCGGCUGCAGCUACUGCGGGAAGAGCUUCACGUCGUCCCGCAGCCUGGAGACGCACACGCGCGUCCACACCGGCGAGCGGCCGUACAGCUGCGCCCAGUGCGGCAAGCGCUUCACGCAGUCCGGUCACCUGAAGACGCACCAGAGCGUCCACACCGGCGAGCGGCCCUUCGCCUGCCAGCACUGCGGGAAGCGGUUCGCCGGCAAGCAGAACCUGAGGAUCCAUCAGCAGAAGCACCACGCGGCUCCCGUUUAACACCGCUAAUAAUAUAUAUAUUCAUAUAAAUAUAUAUUUACACACUGUAAAGAAGCUCACUGACUCAUCCUUUUAAAUAGAUCUUUUUCUAAAGUGGAAGGCCUUUUUAACUCUGACGACAUAUUCUAGACGCCGGAGACGAAGCUGAACCGGAUCCGGAUCAGAUUCUGGUGGACGUGAGUUCCUGUGAGGCGCCGUGGAGCUGGCGGAGGGUGAACCGGUCGGUGUGAUGCUGAACGCUGUGCUUUGCUUCAGUUACAGAUUCUCACUAAGCGUGGCGACGGGAGGAGAACGAGUCCGUUACAGACGAGGAACACCAGUCGAGGCCGAGUGUCUCGGGCAAGAAUACAAGUUAGUCUGCAUUGAAUUGCUGCUGAUGAGAGGUUUUUUUUAAAUAAACCAAAUUAAAAGUGAAAAAACUUGUUUACGACUUCUCAAACGUGAGGAGUUGCUGCUUUUUUCUUGUUUUUACAUCUUUUGUAAACUGAAUCAUUUUAGACUUUUCAUUCUAUUAAUAGAAGUAGAACACGAGCAGGACGUCAGAGUGGCGGCCAUUUUUAUUUGUACCGCGACUAAAACGAGCGUUGGAGUUGUAACGUUACGAAGAGUUUCAUCCACACUUCACCAGUGAAGCAUUAAAGCAUGGUGGUAUUAGCAAGCUAGGUAGCUAACUAGCGUAUAUGGUGGCGUUAGCAAGCCAGGUAGCUAACUAUUAUACAUAGUGGCAUUAGAAUGCUGGGUAGCUAACUAGCGUACAUGGUGGCAUUAGCAAGCUAGGUAGCUAACUAGCAUACAUGGUGGCAUUAGAACACUAGGUAGCUAACUAGUAUACAUGGUGGCAAGCAAGGUAGCAAACAUAGUGGCAUUAGAAUGCUGGGUAGCUAACUAGCGUACAUGGUGGCAUUAGCAAGCUAGGUAGCUAACUAGCAUACAUGGUGGCAUUAGAACACUAGGUAGCUAACUAGUAUACAUGGUGGCAAGCAAGGUAGCAAACAUAAUGGCAUUAGAAUGCUGGGUAGCUAACUACCGUACAUGGUGGCAUUAGCAAGCUAGGUAGCUAACUAGUAUACAUGGUGGCAAGCAAGGUAGCAUACAUAAUGGCAUUAGAAUGCUGGGUAGCUAACUAGCGUACAUGGUGGCAUAGCAAGCUAGGUAGCUAACUACUAUACAUAGUGGCAUUAGCAAGCUAGGUAGCUAACCGUUCAGGUCUGUUCUCCUGUAGUUAGUGAUUUAAUUGAUUUAUUUGUACACUAUAACGUCCCUCUCACUUUAUCUUCGUCACAUUUCAACAUGUACAAGAAACGGAUCAAAAAUAAGUUAAAAGUGAGUGUGUGUGUGAAUUAUUGUUAAAAACAACUCAAAUAUAAGCAUUAAUAUGGGCCUUAGAAAUCCAGCAUUAUUUAUUUCUUAUCUGACACAAGGCCGUGUGUGUGUGUUGGACCGUCCUCGGUCUCCACACACACACACACACACACACAAUGUCCGAGAGAAGCACAAACAAAGGGCUUUCACACAAUAGAACUGGUCUCUCACUGGUCCCAGUAACAAAUCCACUCGCACACUGGCAGCUUCUCACUACCUCUAGAUAUGUACACGUUUAAACCACUAAAGAUGUCCUUUUGAAUAUUCAGUAAACUAUUUGUUAGUCUUUUCUAUUGUCUGAUGUUUUAUCGUCUUCAUCACUUCUGUAACAUUUAAAAGUGGAGAUUGAAUUCUGCUGAUUUAAGUCAAAAACGACCAAAGAGACAUUUAUUGGAUGUUGUGAGAUCGAUUUUGUCGAUGUUUUGUUCUGGUAAAUGAGGAUUAUUUGUUGCAUUAAAAGGCUCAUUCAUCAGCAAGCA
Molecule: messenger RNA, 2987 nt
Organism: Cyclopterus lumpus (lumpfish)
Lineage: Eukaryota; Metazoa; Chordata; Actinopteri; Perciformes; Cyclopteridae
Product: zinc finger protein 500
Exons: 4
Coding region: 22-1146 (374 amino acids)
Biological process (GO): regulation of transcription by RNA polymerase II
Cellular component (GO): PcG protein complex; transcription regulator complex
Molecular function (GO): DNA-binding transcription factor activity, RNA polymerase II-specific; RNA polymerase II cis-regulatory region sequence-specific DNA binding
Source: RefSeq, a predicted model, not a curated record